This is a messenger RNA of Priapulus caudatus, 1171 nucleotides long. Its product is annotated as mediator of RNA polymerase II transcription subunit 11-like. Gene Ontology annotation, molecular function: transcription coregulator activity. The record is from RefSeq and is a predicted model, not a curated record. Gene Ontology annotation, biological process: regulation of transcription by RNA polymerase II. The coding region runs from base 116 to 508 and encodes 130 amino acids. The transcript has 3 exons. Gene Ontology annotation, cellular component: mediator complex. Lineage: Eukaryota; Metazoa; Priapulida; Priapulimorpha; Priapulimorphida; Priapulidae.
UUGGGCAUCAUGGCUGCCUCCGUUUGUUGUUGUUGAAAGAAUUCAGUUUAUAUCCCAUUUAUAUCGUGUUUGUAGAUCACCGGUUAACCUUAGUUCUUAAAUACUAUAAGAGAUUAUGGGUGGGCCUAUGGAGAGAUUGCAACAGUUAGAGAGCAUCGAGAAAGAUAUUGGAAAUGUUCUACAAUGCGCAGGAACAGCACUGCAGGAACUUUCCAAAGACAAGCCUAGUAUGAAACAAGUUGAAAGCCACACGUCCAGUUUUCUGAAGACCUUGGAAAUAGUCGAAAGUGGAUUGUCGAAACAAAUUCAGUAUCUCACUCAGGUUUCUACAGGUCAGUCGCACGAAGGUUCUAGCUACGCCGCGCAAAAAGAACUGCAGAUGGCGCUGCACCGGCUGGAGCAUGCGAAAAGCCGCGUCCUCGACCUUGAGCGUGUGUCGGCGCGCCACGUCCCACUGCAGCCGCCCGCGCCGCAGCAACCGUCGACGCCCGCCUCGGCUGAGAUGUAACCGUGAUGACGACGUGGCAUGUUGAGAUCGUGUCGGUAGCUACGUUCCACGAGUCUUCAGUGUGGAACUUUACGCUUCGCUGUCAGGUGUGAUACGCACUUGAAGCUAGCGAACAGUUGUGGAUGUUGUUGGAGUGCCCGCGGCAGAGAUGUAACGGUGACAGUGACGACGUGUGAUCGUGAUAUUGUAAAGGCUUGCCAGUAGCUAAGCCUACGCGCCACGAGUCUUCAGUGUGGAACUUUACUCUUCACUCUCAGGUGAGGUGUGAUACGCGCUUGAAGCCAGUGAACAGUUGUGGGUGUUGUUAGAGUGGCCGCGGCAGAGAUAUAGCGUUGACGACGACGAACGUUCAACGGUGACGGUGAGAGAUCGUGAAGUCAUAGACGCUUGUGGUUGUCUUUGCUCCACGGCACUUUUCUACGUGUGAUACCCGCCAGGAGCCGGAAAACAAUUGUGCGUGCUUUCACACUGUCCGUCGUAGCGGCCUGACUCUCUGUCUACAUAUACGUACACGGCCAAAGACAGAAAACAAUUGUGCGUGCUUUCUGACUGUCCGUCAUAACGGCCUUACUCUUUGUCUACGUACACGUACACGACCAAAGACAGAAAACAAUUGUGAGUGCUUUCUGACUGUCCGUCAUAACGGCCUGACUCUUUGUCUAU